Neocloeon triangulifer is the source of this 1395-nucleotide messenger RNA. RefSeq lists its product as uncharacterized. The record is from RefSeq and is a predicted model, not a curated record. The transcript is spliced from 7 exons. Bases 250 to 1089 code for a protein of 279 amino acids. NCBI's taxonomy places the organism in Eukaryota, Metazoa, Arthropoda, Insecta, Ephemeroptera, Baetidae.
GUCCAAUUCGCUCACUGUGACAUUUCUCCACAAGUUCUCUCUGCCGGAAGUUACGCACCAUAGCAUCGGGAGCCGAAAGGGGCGGGGCUGCCGUCGCGAAAGGGGCGCGCACCUGACCCUAACACCUGAGCCACCUGCUGAAGAUCCCGUCCUGAAUUCCACUGCUACCGAUCGACAACUAGAUUUACGUCAGCCUUGUGAAGAGAGGUCUUGUCAAAAUCAUCUGUUUCUGGAGCACUGCGAUGAAAAAUGGCGGAAAAACAAACAGGCAGUGAUCCGAGCUCAUCAACAGGACAGGGUUUUGAGUUUCCCUACGAGUGGGUGAGCCAGAACAACGGAGGAGAUGCCUCCUUCGCGCUGAGCAAAGAGUUGGCCGCUAAAUUUGCACAAAUGAAAAUGCUUAACGAAGCUGGUGAUGCUGAUGCCAACAGUGUUUUUAACUCCCUUUUAAACACUCAGAAGCAACUAGAAGCUUCCGUGUCCAACUAUGAUGAUGUGUUAAAAGACCUUCCAUUUGGAAUGAAUGAUCUUCAACCAGAAUCUCUCAUUGCCCUUGCAUCUACAGCAGGGCAAUAUUCAAGUUUUAAGGAGGGAAUGGAGGGCAACGAUGUAAUGUGUGAGCUUGGAAGUGCCCAUUACGAGAAAGAAUUGGCCAGAAUGGAAAUGAUAUCUCAGAGUCUGGAUGGAAUUUUGGAACAAAUUGAUGUAAUGAAGCAACAAUUUCUAGGAGAUUUUGAAGAAAGUGACAAUGAAGACAACGAAGUCAAGCCGUCCGAGUGUGCUGAUUUUGUCGAAGAGAAAGUCGCAGCUAUUAAGGAGGAAAUCGACGACCAAGAAGCUGAGAAAUUCUUCGUAGGUUUCAAAGAGUAUAAGGAAGUGAAGGCCUACUUGGAAAAGUUGGAGAAAGAAAAGAAAGUGGAAGCUCGACUUGAUGCAGCUUUAGCCAAAUUUAAAGACUUGCCCCCUGACUUUGAUCUAGCGCAGAAUGCCAUAAAGAAGCAGGAGAAGGAAAUGAAGGAUCUGAAUGCGGAGAUUGAAUUCUUAAAAAAUAACAUGGACAAUGGCGCUUUUGACAUGUUCAAGUCCUAAAACUUUUUUCUUAAAAAUCAUGUUACAACGUUAAAACGAAUAAGCCAUUCAAACCCUUCCAAAAAAUCAAUAUUGAUAUGAGUACUGUACAACUCUGUUAUCUUAUGGGAAGACUGAAUUUUUGAAAACAAUUUUAUUCCGGUCCAAAACAAUCAUUUACGUAAUCACUGUUCUUGGUGUCACACAUUUGCGAACUUUUGGAUUUUAAAUAUUUAUCUGUGUGUAAAAUCUCAUUGAUGUUGAUAUUACCAUUUUGUAAGCUAUUUACUUGAAUUGACAAUGAAUUAUCUUAAUUAAUGGAUAAAA